ACGACCCCCUCUGCCGACGCAGCGCCGACGUAAGGUGUCUAGCGAACUUUCAAAAGCUGCUGCAGACGCACCGGCGCGGGGAUCUCCACGGUGGGGCACCCGGGAGCGGAAGGCUCCGGCCUCCGGGAAAUGCUGGGUGAGCCCAUCAGCCGGUGACCCGCAACUUUCCGGUGAGACCGCCCGGGAGAACGGCGCUUUGCCUCUUCCCGAGCUCAGCCUGCGUUGGCGCCCUGCUUUGCUGGAGAGCUGGGCAGAGAGCGGAUCGGAUCCCCCGCCCUCCCGGCGCCUCCGGGGCCGGCGAGAGAGCUCUUCACCGCCUCAUUUUCCAGGAGGUGGCCGCCCGCCGCCCCCCGCCUGAAGCCCGCGUUUUGGCCGAGAGCGGGUUCUUGGAUGCUGAAGGCUGGGCUCCUCCAGCGCGGGAGCCCAGGCGGCGAUGGGUGUCUUUCAAGUGUGGCUCGGGGUGGCCCUAGCACUGGCGGAAUUUGCAGUAUUGCCUCCUCGCUCUGCAGGUGCUUGCGUCUAUCAGGGUUCCUUGUUGGCGGAUGCCACAAUUUGGAAGCCCGAUUCGUGCCAGAAUUGCCGUUGCCAUGGUGAUAUUGUUAUCUGCAAACCUGCUGUUUGCAGAAACCCUCAGUGUGCCUUCGAGAAGGGAGAAGGGCUUCAAAUAGCCGCCAACCAGUGCUGCCCCGAGUGUGUGUCCACGACUCGUGGGUCUUGCCAUCACGAAGAGAAAAUCUAUGCGCAUGGGACAGAGUGGGCCUCCUCUGUGUGUAGUGUGUGCUCCUGCACUCACGGAGAAGUCCGAUGUAGUCCCCAACCAUGCCCACCGCUGUUGUGUGGACACCAGGAGCUGGAAUUCAUCCCUGAAGGAAGCUGCUGCCCCAUCUGUGUGGGCCCUGGGAAGUCCUGUUCCUACGAAGGCCGUGUGUUUCAGGAUGGGGAGGACUGGCCACUGAGUUCCUGUGCCAAAUGCAUGUGUAGAAAUGGGGUCACCCAGUGCUUCGCGGCUCAAUGUCAGCCUCUGUUUUGUAAUAAGGAUGAAACUGUGGUUCGAGUUCCUGGAAAAUGCUGCCCCCAGUGCUCUUCCGGAUCCUGCUCUGCUGCUGGCCAAGUAUACCAGCAUGGUGAAAAGUGGAGUGAAAACGCCUGCACCACCUGCCUAUGUGACCGGGGCGAGGUCCGGUGCCACACGCAAGCCUGCCCCCCUCUAAGAUGUGAAAAGGGUCAGAGAAGGGCUCAGCGCCAUGGGGAGUGCUGUGAGGAAUGUGUGUCUCCUGCCGGAAGCUGCUCCCACCACGGGAGUGUGCGGUACCAGGAUGAGAUGUGGCAGGGCUCGGCCUGUGAGUUCUGCAUGUGUGACCGCGGCCGAGUGACCUGCCACACCGGAGAGUGUGCCAGGGUGGAGUGUGCCCAGGGUGAAGAAUUAAUUCACUUAGAUGGAAAAUGCUGUCCUGAAUGCAUUUCAAGGAGUGGCUAUUGUGUUUAUGAAGAAAAUGCAGAAUUUAUGUCCUCAAAUGCGAGUGAAGUUAAACAUAUUCCAGAGGGAGAGAAGUGGGAGGAUGGCCCUUGCAAGCUGUGUGAGUGCCGGGGGGCUCAGGUAACUUGCUAUGAGCCCUCAUGUCCACCGUGUCCAGUGGCUACACUAGCCCAGGUGGUGAAGGGACAGUGCUGCCCAGAAUGCACGGCAGUUUACUGCCACCCAGACUGCUUGACCUGCUCUCAAUCUCCAGACCACUGUGUCCUCUGCCAGGACCCCACGAAGCUGCUGCGGAAUGGACGGUGUGUGCACAGCUGCGGCCCAGGAUUUUACCAAGCUGGGGCCCUCUGUUUAGCCUGCCAGCCUCAGUGCUCCACGUGUUCCAGUGGCCUGGAGUGCUCCUCCUGCCAGCCGCCCCUGCUGAUGCAGCACGGGCAGUGUGUGUCCACCUGCGGGGAUGGCUUCUACCAAGAUCGCCACUCCUGUGCAGCCUGCCACGAGUCCUGUGCAGCCUGCUGGGGUCCCACGGAGAAACACUGCCUGGCCUGCGGGGACCCGUUCCACGUGCUGAGAGAGGGCGCCUGUGAGAGCAGCUGUGGCCCUGGGUUUUACAACAAGCAGGGCACCUGCAGUGCUUGUGACCAAUCCUGUGAAAGUUGUGGCCCCAAUAGUCCCAGAUGCCUUACCUGUGCUGAGAAGGCAGUGUUGCAUGAUGGCAAGUGCAUUUCUGAAUGCCCUGGUGGAUAUUAUGCUGAUGCCACUGGCAGAUGCAAAGUAUGUCAUAACUCGUGUGCCAGCUGCUCUGGACCCAGGGCCUCUCACUGUACAGCCUGCACCCACUCUUGGGCUCUGCGCCAAGGCCACUGCCUGCCCAACUGUGGAGUGGGCUUCUACCCCGACCACGGGAUCUGCAAAGCCUGUCAUUCCUCUUGUCUGACUUGUGUGGGUCCAGAGCGCUCUCACUGUACCCAGUGCAAGAAGCCAGAGGCAGGACUGCAAGCCGAGCAGCUGUCUGGUGUGAACAUCAGCUCGGGCGAGUGUCUGUCUCACUGUAGAGCCCAGUUUUACUUGGAGAACACUGGGCUGUGUGAAGCUUGUCACCCAUCCUGUUUCAGGUGUGCAGGGCAGAGCCCGCACAACUGCACAGCCUGCUGGCCUUCCCAUGUGCUGAUGGAGGGGCAGUGCCUCUCCCAGUGCCCGGAUGGGUACUUUAACCAGGAAGGCAGCUGUACAGAAUGCCACCCCACCUGCAGGCAGUGCCAUGGUGCAUCCGAAUCUGACUGCAUUUCCUGUCACCCUCAUGUCACGAUUAAUGGUGGAAACUGCAGGACCAGCUGCAAGGAAGAGCAGUACCUCAACCUCAUGGGGUACUGUGCUGACUGCCAUCCUCUGUGCCAGCAAUGUGCAGCUGAUCUCCACAACCCCGGGAGCAUCUGCCUGAGGUGCCAGAACACCCAGUUCCUGCUGCUGGGGGACCACUGUGUUCCUGAUUGCCCUUCUGGAUAUUACGCGGAGAAAGGAGCUUGUAAAAAAUGUCACUCCUCCUGUAGAACCUGCCAGGGCAGAGGACCCUUCUCCUGCUCCUCAUGUGACACUGGCCUCGUUCUGUCCCACCUUGGCACCUGCAGCACCACCUGCUUCCCAGGGCACUAUCUUGAUGACAGCCAUUCUUGUCAAUCAUGCAACCCGCACUGUGGAAGCUGUGAUUCCCAGGCCAGCUGUACCUCCUGCCGAGAUCCAAACAAGGUCCUGCUCUUUGGGGAUUGUCAGAAUGAGAACUGUGCCCCACAGUACUAUCUUGACUUCUCCACCAAGACAUGCAAAGAAUGUGAUUGGAGUUGCAAUGCGUGCAGUGGGCCUCUGAGGACAGACUGCCUGCAGUGCAUGGAUGGCUACGUUCUCCAGGAUGGCACCUGCGUGGAGCAGUGCGCACCAUCAUUCUACCGGGACUCGGGACUCUGCAAGGGCUGUGACAGCCACUGUCUCCAGUGCCAAGGUCCCCAGGAGUGUACCCGCUGUGAGGAACCAUUUCUCCUCUUGGGAGCCCAGUGUGUCCAGGAAUGUGGGAAGGGAUACUUUGCAGAUCAUGCCAGUCGCAAAUGUGCAGCCUGCCCUCGGAGGUGCUUGCAGUGCAGCCACAGAAGCCAGUGUCACCGCUGUGACCAUGGGUUCUCUCUGAAAAGUGGCCUUUGCGUUUCCAACUGUGUUCCUGGCUUCUCUGCCCACUCAUCUAACGAAACAUGUGCUGGCAGAACACACACUCCUGGUCUUCAUGUGAAUGGUUCUCUCACCUUGGCCAUUGGUUUAAUGAAGCCACUGGAUUUUUCCCUCCUGAACGUCCAAGACCAGGAUGGCAGGGUCGAAGACCUCCUGUUCCAUGUUGUGAGCACACCCACCAACGGGCAGCUAGUGCUCUCGAGGAAUGGGAAAGAGGUGCAGCUCGACAAGGCUGGCCAUUUCAGCUGGAAAGAUGUGAAUGAGAAAAAAGUGCGCUUUGUGCACAGCAAAGAAAAGCCCAGGAAAGGUUACUUUUCCCUGAAAAUUAGUGACCAGCAGUUCUUCUCUGAGCCACAGCUGAUCAAUAUACAAGCAUUUUCAACACAGCCCCCCUAUGUACUGAGAAAUGAGGCUCUCCACGUUAGCAGAGGAGAGAGGGGAACCAUCACCACCCAGCUGCUUGACAUCCGAGAUGAUGACAAUCCACAGGAUGUGAUAGUUGAAGUGCUGGAUCCUCCACUUCAUGGCCAAUUGCUUCAAACACUUCAGUCCUCUGCAACCCCUGUCUAUCAGUUCCGGCUGGAUGAAGUCUCCAGGGGCCUUCUCUACUAUGCUCACGAUGGUUUGGAUAGCACAUCUGAUGUUGCAGUCUUGCAAGCCAAUGAUGGAUACUCUUUCCAAAAUAUACUGUUCCACGUGAAGAUUGUGCCCAAGAAUGACAAAGGUCUUCGGCUUGUGGCCAAUUCAAUGGUGUGGGUUCCGGAAGGGGGAAUGCUGCAGAUUACCAACAGGAUCUUACAGGCCGAAGCCCCAGGUGCCAGAGCCUCAGAAAUCAUCUACAAAAUUAUGCAGGACCAUCCCCAGUUUGGGGAGGUGGUCCUUCUGGUUAAUAUGCCUGCAGACAGCCCCGCUGAAGAAGGCCAGCCCCUGCCUGAUGGGAGGACAGCAACCCCCACCAGCACCUUCAGCCAGCAAGACAUCAACGAAGGCAUCGUGUGGUACAGGCACUCAGGAGUCCCAGCCCAGAGUGACUCCUUCCGCUUUCAGGUUUCCAGUGCCACCGAUGCCCACACCCACCUGGAGAGCCGCAUGUUCAACAUCGCGAUCUUACCACAGACGCCUGAAGCACCUCAGCUCUCUCUGGGAGCGUCUCUCCAUAUGACUGCUCGGGAAGAUGACCUGACUGUGAUUCAGCCCCAUUCUCUCUCUUUUGUCAACUCUGAGAAGCCAAGUGGAAAGAUUAUAUACAAUGUCACUUUACCUCUGCAUCCAAGUCAAGGUCUCCCAGAAUCGGUGAAAUUCCACUUCACAGUUUCGGAUGGAGAACACACGAGUCCAGAGAUGGCUCUCACCAUUCACUUACUUCACUCUGAUCGGCACCCCCCAGUGUUCCAGGUCACAGCUCCAAUACUCAAGGUCAGCCCAGGAGGCAGAACUUCCAUAGGGCUGCAGGUGGUAAUAAGAGACACUGAGACAGCGCCUGAAGAACUCCUCUUUGAGCUUCGGAAACCGCCCGAGCACGGCGUACUCCUUAAGGACACAGCUGAGUUCCUAGGGCCCAUGGCCCCAGGUGACACUUUCACAUAUGAGGAUAUUGAGAAAAAUGUGCUGCAGUAUCUCCACGACGGCUCCUCUGCGCGGGAGGACAGCCUGGAGAUCUUGGUCACAGACGGCCUCUCAGCGAUGACCGUGGACGUGAGAGUGGAGGUGUCCCUGUCAGGGGCCCCAGCGCCUCGGCUGGCUGCCGGUGCCUCUCUGAGCAUGACCGUUGCUAGUGAAAGCACAGCUGUAAUCACGAGAUCUCACCUUGCUUACAUCGAUGAUUCUUCCCCCGACUCCGAGAUCUGGAUUCAAUUAAGUUCUCUGCCCAUGUACGGGACUCUUUUAAGAACCUCAGGACUUGAAGUGGAAGAAAUCUCAGAGGUUGCCAAUUUCACGAUGGGAGAUAUCAACAACCAGAAAAUUAGGUACUCAGCCGUGUUUGAGACCGAGGGUCAGCUGGUCACGGAUAGCUUCCAUUUCUCUGUGUCUGAUAUGGACCACAACCGACUGGAAAAUCAGAUGUUCACCAUCAUGAUCACUCCUGUCAAGAAUCCACCUCCAGUCAUUGCCUUUGCUGACCUGAUCACGGUUGACGAGGGAGGGAGAACUCCACUCUCAUUUCACCAUUUCUUUGCUGCUGAAGAUCAGGACAACCUCCAGGGCGAUGCCGUCAUUAGACUAAGUGCUCUGCCCAAGUACGGCUGCAUUGAGAACACAGGAACAGGUGAUCGUUUUGGCCCUGGAACUACUAGUGACCCAGAGGCAUCCUUCCCAAUUCAAGAUAUUCUGGAAAACUACAUUUACUACUUUCAGAGUGUUCAUGAAAGCAUUGAGCCCACUCAUGAUAUCUUUAGUUUUUAUGUAAGUAAUGGAAAUAGUCAUUCGGAAAUCCACAGCAUCAAUAUCACCAUCGAGAGGAAGAAUGAUGAGCCUCCCAGGAUGACUUUGCAGCCCCUGCGCGUGCAGCUGAGCUCGGGAGUCGUGAUAAGCAAUUUUUCUUUGAGCUUGCAAGACCUGGACACCCCAGAUAAUGAGCUGAUUUUUGUAUUGACAAAAAAGCCUGACCACGGUCACCUACGCCAGAGGCAGACUGCUUCUGAGCUUCUGGAGAAUGGGAGGAUUUUAGACCAGGGCUCCUCCUUCACCUACCAGGACAUCCUGGGUGGGCUGGUGGGGUACACACCUGGUGGGCCCGGUGUGGAGGUGGAUGAGUUCUGGUUCUCUCUCUCUGAUGGACUCCACAUGGACACAGGGAGGAUGGAGAUAUACAUUGAGCUGCCUACGGGUGACGCCCCCCACUUGGCUGUUAACCGAGGCCUACAGCUCUCAGCAGGGUCUGCAGCACGCAUCACAGAACAGCACUUGAAAGUGACAGACACUGACUCAGAUGAAAGUCAGGUGAUGUUCAUUAUGAAGGAAGAUCCUGGUGCUGGGCGCCUGCAGACAGUGAAGCACGGCAACCUGGAGCAAAUCUCCGUCAAAGGCCCCAUCCGGAGUUUCACGCAGGCUGACAUCAGCCAAGGCCAGGUAGAAUACAGUCACAGAAGAGGAGAAUCUGGUGGGAACUUUGACUUUAAGUUUGAUGUGGUUGAUGGAGAAGGCAACAAAUUGAUCAGCCAGUCAUUUUCCAUCAUUGUUUUGGAAGACAAAUACCCACCGGUCAUCACCACCAAUAAAGGAAUGGUCUUAGAUGAAAACUCAGUGAAGAAAAUCACCACCCUGCAGCUCUCUGCCACUGACCAGGAGAGCGAGCCGGCAGCACUAACCUACAGAAUCACCAGACAGCCCCAGCUGGGCCACCUGGAGCAUGCAGGGUCACCAGGUAUCCUGAUCACUUCUUUUACUCAGGCUGACCUGGCUUCACGAAACGUUCAGUAUGUCCACUCUAGUGAAUCUGAGAACCAUUCAGAUGCCUUCAGCUUCACGCUCUCGGAUGGAGUCCAUGAGGUGACACAGACGUUCCACAUCACCAUUCGCCCUGUGGAUGACUCGCUGCCCGUUGUACAGAAUGUGGGGAUGCGGGUGCAGGAGGGUGUGAGGAAGACCAUCACGGAAUUUGAGCUCAAGGCCGUGGAUGCAGAUACAGAGGCUGAGUCUGUCACGUUCACCAUUGUGCAGCCCCCACGUCAUGGCAGCAUCGAGCGAACCACCAAUGGGCAGCAUUUCCAGUUCGUCUCCACCUUCACCAUGGAGGACAUCUACCAGAACCGAGUCAGCUACAGCCACGAUGGCAGCAACUCCCUCAAAGACUGGUUCACCUUCACUGUUGCUGAUGGGACGAACCCCUUCUUUAUUAUUGAGGAAGGAGGGAAAGAGAUUAUCACAGCAGCGCCUCAGCAGUUCCGAGUAGACAUCCUCCCAGUAGAUGACAGCACUCCGAGAAUUGUCACAAACCUGGGGCUCCAGUGGCUGGAGCGUAUGGAUGGCAAGGCAACCAACUUGAUCACCAGGAAAGAACUGCUGACCCUGGACCCGGACACGGAAGACCUGCAACUUGUCUAUGAGAUCGCUACGGGCCCCAGGCAUGGCCACGUGGAGAACAAGCUGCAGCCUGGCCGAGCUGCCGUGACCUUCACACAGGAGGAUGUGAACUUGGGGUUGAUUCGUUACGUAUUGCAUGAGGAGAAGAUCCAUGAGAUGAUGGAUAGUUUUCAGUUUCUGGUGAAAGACAGUAAACCCAACGUGGUCAGAGAUAAUGUCUUCCACAUCCAGUGGUCCCUCAUCAGCUUUAAACAUACUAGCUACAAUGUCAGUGAGAAGGCGGGGUCUGUCAGCGUCACAGUGCAGAGGACUGGGAACCUGAACCAAUACGCCAUAGUCCUGUGUCACACAGAACAAGGCACUGCCAGCUCCAGCUCCAGCUCCAGGGUCAGCUCCCAGCCUGGGCAGCAGGACUACGUGGAGUAUGCUGGUCAGGUGCAGUUUGAUGAGCGAGAGGACACCAAAUCCUGCACCAUUGUCAUCAACGAUGAUGACGUGUUUGAGAAGAUGGAGAGUUUCACCGUGGAGCUCAGCAUGCCAGCAUACGCCCUACUAGGGGAGUUCACCCAGGCGAAGGUCAUUAUCAAUGACACUGAGGACGAACCCACGUUAGAGUUUGAUAAGAAGACCUACCGGGUCAACGAGAGCGCUGGUUUUCUGUUUGCACCUAUUGAAAGAAAAGGGGAUGCAAGCAGCAUUGUGUCUGUGAUUUGCUACACCAUCCCUAACUCAGCUAUGGGAAGUAGCCUCUACGCUCUAGAAUCGGGCUCUGAUUUUAAAUCUAGAGGGAGGUCUGCUGACAGUCGUGUGAUAUUCGGGCCUGGUGUCACCAUGUCCACCUGUGACAUCAUGCUCAUUGAUGACAGCGAAUAUGAAGAGGAAGAAGUGUUUGAGAUUGCCCUGGCAGGUGCUUCUGACAAUGCCCGCAUCGGAAGGGUGUCAUCGGCCAAGGUGCUCAUCAGUGGUCCCAAUGAUGCCUCCACCGUGUCCCUGGGCAACACAGCUUUCACUGUCAGUGAGGAUGCAGGAGCAGUGAAGAUCCCAGUUAUCCACCAUGGGACUGACCUUUCAACCUUCACAUCUGUCUGGUGUGCUACGCGUCCCUCAGACCCAGCUUCUGCCACUCCAGGAGUUGACUAUGUUCCCAGCUCUAGAAAGGUGGAAUUUGGACCAGGUGUCACUGAGCAGUAUUGCACCUUGACGAUCUUAGAUGACACUCAGUAUCCAGCAAUUGAAGGGCUGGAGACAUUUGUGGUUUUCCUCAGCUCAGCACAAGGGGCCGAACUGACUAAACCUUUCCAAGCUGUCAUUGCCAUUAAUGACACAUUCCAGGAUGUGCCCAGCAUGCAGUUUGCCAAGGACUUGCUCCUAGUGAAGGAGAAGGAGGGUGUUCUGCACGUGCCUAUCAUUCGGAGUGGAGACCUGAGCUAUGAGUCGUCGGUGAGGUGCUAUACUCAGAGCCAUUCAGCUCAGGUCACAGAGGACUUUGAAGAGAGAAGAAAUACAGACUCUUCACGGAUUACGUUUCUGAAAGGGGAGAAAAUGAAGAACUGCACUGUCUCCAUCCAUGAUGACUCGAUGUUUGAGCCUGAGGAACAGUUCAGGGUCUUCCUCGGCCAUCCCCUUGGGAAUCACUGGAGUGGAGCCAGAGUUGGAAAGAAUAGCAUGGCCACCAUCACCAUAUCCAAUGAUGAAGAUGCCCCCACCAUUGAGUUUGAAGAAGCUGCGUACCAAGUCCGGGAACCCUCGGGGCCCGAUGCCACGGCCAUUCUGAACAUCAAGGUGAUCCGCAAAGGGGAUCAGAACAGGACGUCCAAGAUCCGCUGCAGCACGCGGGACGGGUCUGCCCAGUCUGGUGUGGAUUACUACCCAAAGAGCCGAGUCUUGAAGUUCAGUCCCGGUGUGGAUCAUAUCUUUUUUAAAGUUGAGAUCCUGUCCAAUGAAGACCGGGAAUGGCAUGAAUCAUUCUCCCUAGUCCUUGGCCCAGAUGACCCAGUGGAAGCAGUUCUUGGUGAAGUGACCACUGCCACAGUGACGAUCCUAGACCAGGAGGCAGCAGGGAGUCUCAUACUGCCAGCACCACCCAUCGUUGUCACACUUGCAGACUAUGACCAUGUGGAAGAGGUUACCAAAGAAGGAGUCAAGAAAUCUCCCUCCCCAGGUUACCCACUGGUCUGUGUCACCCCUUGUGACCCUCAUUUCCCCAAGUAUGCCAUCACGAGGGAGCGCUGCAGCGAGGCUGGCAUCAACCAGACGUCCGUGCAGUUCAGCUGGGAAGUGGCUGCCCCCACUGAUGGCAACGGGGCCCGGUCUCCCUUUGAGACCAUCACCGACAACACACCGUUCACCAGUGUCAACCACAUGGUCCUGGAUAGCAUUUACUUCAGCCGGAGGUUCCAUGUGCGUUGUGUGGCAAAGGCUGUAGACAAAGUGGGCCAUGUGGGGACCCCCUUAAGGAGCAACAUUGUUACCAUCGGGACAGACAGUGCUAUCUGCCACACCCCCGUCGUGGCUGGGACAGCCAGAGGCUUCCAGGCUCAGUCCUUCAUCGCGACCUUGAAGUACCUGGAUGUCAAACACAAGGAGCAUCCGAACAGAAUCCACAUUUCGGUGCAGAUCCCACACCAGGAUGGAAUGCUGCCCCUCAUCUCCACCAUGCCCUUGCACAACCUGCAUUUCCUGUUAUCCGAGUCCAUCUACAGACACCAGCACAUCUGCUCCAAUCUCGUCACCACCCGCGAUCUGAGAGGCAUGUCAGAGGCAGGGUUCCUAGACGACAAGGUCUACGACAGCACGGCCAUGGGGCCUGGCUAUGACCGCCCCUUCCAGUUUGACCCCAGUGUCCGGGAGCCCAAGACCAUCCAGCUCUACAAACACCUCAACCUGAAGAGCUGUGUCUGGACCUUUGAUGCCUAUUACGACAUGACCGAGUUAAUUGACGUCUGUGGGGGGUCCGUGACUGCCGACUUCCAGGUGAGAGACUCUGCGCAGUCGUUCCUGACCGUGCACGUGCCUCUCUAUGUGUCCUACAUCUACGUGACGGCGCCCCGGGGCUGGGCCUCCUUGGAGCACCACACCGAGAUGGAGUUUUCCUUCUUCUAUGACACUGUUCUCUGGAGAACAGGAAUCCAGACAGACAGUGUGCUCUCUGCAAGGCUUCAGAUAUUAAGAAUCUAUAUUCGAGAGGAUGGCCGACUCGUCAUUGAAUUCAAGACCCAUGCCAAAUUCAGAGGACAGUUUGUGAUGGAGCACCACACCCUGCCAGAUGUGAAGUCUUUCAUAAUGACUCCAGACCACCUGGGAGGAAUGGAAUUUGGCCUGCAGCUACUGUGGAGUGCUCAGACCUUUGAUUCUCCUUAUCAACUCUGGAGAGCCACAAGCUCUUAUAACAGAAAGGACUACUCAGGGGAGUACACCAUCUUCCUGAUCCCUUGUACCGUGCAGCCCACACAGCCGUGGGUCGACCCAGGAGAGAAGCCUUUGGCCUGCACUGCACAUGCCCCGGAAAGAUUCCUGAUACCCAUUGCAUUCCAGCAGACCAACCGCCCUGUGCCCGUUGUGUAUUCUCUCAAUACUGAAUUUCAGCUCUGCAAUAAUGAGAAGGUGUUUCUGAUGGAUCCCAACACAUCUGAUAUGUCACUGGCAGAAAUGGAUUACAAAGGAGCCUUCUCAAAAGGUCAAAUCCUUUAUGGCCGAGUACUUUGGAAUCCAGAACAAAACCUUAAUUCUGCUUACAAACUCCAGCUGGAGAAAGUCUAUCUUUGUACUGGCAAGGAUGGCUAUGUGCCUUUCUUUGAUCCCACUGGGACAAUCUACAAUGAAGGGCCACAGUAUGGGUGCAUUCAGCCAAACAAACACCUAAAACACAGAUUCUUGCUGCUGGACCGCAGCCAGCCAGAGGUAACCGAUAAGUACUUCCAUGACGUGCCCUUUGAGGCCCACUUUGCUUCCGAAUUGCCUGAUUUCCACGUGGUCAGUAGCAUGCCAGGUGUGGAUGGGUUUACUCUGAAAGUAGAUGCGCUCUAUAAGGUGGAAGCAGGACACCAGUGGUACCUCCAGGUCAUCUACAUCAUUGGCCCUGACACCCUCUCAGGGCCCCGGGUCCAGCGCUCUCUCACAGCCACUCUGAGGCGCCAACGAAGGGACCUGGUGGACUCCAGUGGCCGGCUGGCCCUUGCCGAUUCCCUCAUCUAUGACAAUGAAGGGGACCAAGUCAAGAAUGGCACCAAUAUGAAGUCCCUCAACCUGGACAUGCAAGAGCCCGUUGUAGCUGCCUCUCUGUCCCAAACGGGGGCGUCUAUUGGCAGUGCGCUCGCUGCUAUCAUGCUUCUGCUUCUGGUGUUCUUGGUGGCUUGUUUCAUCACCAGGAAGUGCCAGAAACAGAGGAAGAAACCGCCCACAGAGGACAUUUUGGAGGAAUACCCUCUGAAUACCAAGGUGGAGGUGCCCAAGAGGAGCCCCGACAGGGUGGAGAAGAACGUGAGCAGACAGUACUGCACCGUGCGGAACGUCAACAUACUGAGCGACGCCGAGGGGGCGUACGUGUUCAAAGGUGCUAAAGUGAAAAAAUUGAAUCUGGAGGUCAGAGUUCACAACAAUUUACAAGAUGGAACAGAAGUUUAAUGGAGGAGACCCAUGUGUAUUUUUUUUCUAAAAUCAUUUUUAUAAAACGGGAGAAAUACUGGUAUUUUUAUAAUCUUGCAGAUGAAAAGGGAAAACUAUAGCUUUGAGCAGGGGAAGGCACACAUCACUUGCAUCAACUCACAACUGAGCUACCUCAUUCAUCAAAGAACCACUAGAUCCCCCAGAGUACUGGAAUCGCUGUUCCCGUGGACCCCAGUUAGUAGUCUCAGUAGCUGCAGUUGCUCCCGGAAGGCCGAUCUUCGAAAGCAAGUGUGUUAGUGUUAGGACGGGAGGUAGACCCUUAGGUUAGCUGAUGCAUUUCCAAGGAAGGGGAAUGGACAGUGGCAGAUCUCAGAAAGUGGCCUUCAGGGCCUUUGGUUUCCUCCCCCACUUCCAGCUUUCUUCUCCUUGGGCUUUUCCUGGGCCUCUGGACAACAGAGUUCAAAUGGCUGGCACCCAGAUUCCAUUCAAAAUUCUGCUAAUCAGCACAAUGUUGUAUUUCUCAUUGCAUCCACUUGACAGCCUGCACUCACUCCAUGGCCUCUAAUUGCACUUUGCCAUUUCCAAAGUCCUUUUCACCUGGGGGUUCAAAGUGCUCCAGAUACUCACAGGAGAAACCUCGGGCAUGGCAGGAGGGGGAGCUGAAACCUACAGAAAGGAGGGGCCUGGCAAGCACCUCAGAGCUAUCAAGUUUCUGCACUGCACCCUCGUCCCAGGGAGAUGUCCUUGUGCCCAGCUGGUUGAUGCUGCAUCGAGGACAUGUUAGGACACCUUUCUGUCAAAGGAUGCUACAAAACAAGGUCACUGCCCAUGACCUUUUUCUGCAUCGCCAUGGAUGCUUUAGAAACCUACCACAUUUCCUGCUACCCCAGGCUUUGCCCAGGCAAUAAUAGACAAACCCAUGUGCUUUGCUAGCUGUGGGGUUUUUAUGGUGCUAGGGUUUCAGGAAAGUAAGUGAUGCAUUUGAAUAAAGCAAAUUAGGGUAAAGCCCAGGCCAGAGUGAAAUCAGUGAAUAGAUGCCUACUAAUAUAAGACAGCAGAUAAAGUACUAGUACUCACAGCAGAUAAAGGCACCAUUCCUGGUACCGUACGUAUUUCAGGGAUUUCUCUUUGUGGGGGUUCUUUUCUGGUAGCUCAGGCACUUAUUUUUUUUACCAUAUCAGCACAUGACAAGGCCACAAACACCUGGCUUUUAAACGAUUUCGUGUUCAAAUAGCAACUUAACGAUUUUGCACAUUGUGUACACGCCGCUUGCUGUUGUGUUUCUUUUUGGUUCCUGCCUUAUUGCAAAACCAUAAGCAUGCAUGUCUUAAACUGGAGACACCAUUUCAUUAUUCUCUUCCUGAUGCCUGGCAUGCCAUAGUCACUGAGCAAAUGACAGCGCCCCUGCACUGCAUAAUAUUUGUACUAGAAUGACCCAAGCUCUUUGGAACAUUCCAAACUGGGAACACUUUGGUACUAAAAGCUAGAAAGAAUGAACUCUGAAAGGUUUUUGGCAUCUCUACCAUACUCCAAGCUCCUUGAGAGUAGGGCCUGCGUGAGCCGUGACUUUGAUUAUUCAGCAGUGCCUUGCAUAUAACAAGCACUCCAGAAAUAUUUGUUGAGUGAACAGGUGACUGGUGUCACAGGUGAGUUAUAGAGGAAUAAAUUUAGAAACGGGAAGUAAGAGGGUAUGGUGGCAAUAUCACAAGGGAAAGUAGAGAGAAAAGCAAAAACUGGCUUCUACUUGGAUUAUGAAAUAAUCUCAUUGGAACAAAGAAGCACCAGUUAGCGUAGACAUGAAUCUGGCCAUGCUCUUAAGGAGGACUGAACAGGCAAGUCAUAAUAGUGCAUUAGCAGGAGGUGAGACUGUGACUUGGUCUCCAGAGCAGAACAUUAGAGGAAUGUCUGACUUAGCAUGCUGAGAUGAGUGUAAAAUUUUCAUGAUAGUAUGAAUUGAGGGAGCCCAGAGCUGGAAACGCCUGACUGGUCUGGUGCCACUUGCGAUACCAAGCAAUUUGGGGCAGAAUUUAUGUACCUGCCUCACAAACCUCCAGAAUUGGUGUCUCAUGGCUCCCUGCUCACCAGAGGGGCAGACUCUUCUAACAACCUAGAGGGCUCAUGCUAAUUCUACAAGGACAGGAAGACAGUCAUUUGAGGAGCAACUUUGAUUUGGUCCUUUAUUUAUCGUUCCUCAUGCCAGAUGCUUACACAUUAAAGCAACAUCUUUCCAUUUGCUCAAAUAUUCGUCUUGCACACCCUCUCCAUUACUACCAAAGGGGACAUGUGCAUGGGAAGAGUGCAGACAGGUGGCAGGGUGAAGCUAGUUGGGAAGCAAUGGAGACAGAUCUCUGUGUGCUCCUAGCAGUCUCCAUGGAGGAGGUCUUGCGUGGCCAGGGCAGCGUCCUGUGAAGACCUUGAGGUAGUGAAUCGUCUGUGUGAAAGGAAGCCCUUGGAAUAGUCCUGCCCUCCUUCCUCUCAGCCCUUCCCCCCACUACAUACAUGUUCCUGAAUGCGGUGCUUCUCUAGUGGAUGACACAUUACAUGGAAAGUGUUAAGAGAUGUGAACUUGAGAUUGACUCUUUUGAUACAGAAUUUUGUAUUUCAUUUGUUUUAUACUUCAUUUAGGGAUCAGACCAUUUGGUGGCUGAUGUGGGAUUAUACUUCAAAACUCUUGCUUUCUGUUCCUGACUUGCUCACUAAAGCCCUGUGUGUGUGUUACUAACCUCUUACAGCAUGCCUUUAGGUAAGAGGGAACAAAGCCCCCAGGGGGUUGCUAUUUGCUACCGCACACUGGCUGGCUGUGAAGGUUAAAAGAAAGAAGAGUCUGUAGCUGUUUUCCGCCUGCAUUGUCCCCGGGCCUCCUGAAGGACUCCUGCAGUCUCAUUGGUGGGUGGGGAAUCAUGGUGGAAUACGUUUGCACAGCCUUCUGACAUUCAGGCUCAGUGUCCUGUAGGAAUUCUUGUGAUUCUUGGAUACUGCGCACCUGCUCAGACUGAGUAAAAUAUUUGUGGUGCUGUCAACCCGAUUUCUUGACUCUCAAAUGAUUUUUGUAUUUCCAAUACCAAUUUGUGUGUGAUGAAUUUCUGAUCUCUUCAAUAGCAUAUGCCACUAUAUAAAUUUGUAUUAAUAAAUGACAGUCUGGUUGCA
Messenger RNA from Myotis myotis, 15469 nucleotides. RefSeq names its product Fraser extracellular matrix complex subunit 1 (gene FRAS1). The record is from RefSeq and is a predicted model, not a curated record. Gene Ontology annotation, cellular component: membrane. Gene Ontology annotation, biological process: cell communication. The transcript is spliced from 73 exons. Bases 434 to 12340 code for a protein of 3968 amino acids. Gene Ontology annotation, molecular function: protein binding. Lineage: Eukaryota; Metazoa; Chordata; Mammalia; Chiroptera; Vespertilionidae.